AUGUCUGAGGCACCGAAACAGAAACCCAAGACUUCGGCUUCCUGAAGGUUGUUCCUGAAGACUAAAAUACUAAAGAAAGCAAGUUCACUUCUCGCUGCUGAGAAGGAAGGGAAACAGAGUGAGAGAGAAAGAGUCCUGAGUGAGAGAAUUCCCCCUCUGCAACUCUCAGGAUUGUUGUUACAGGAGCUACAGGCACUAUGUAGAGAAAUCCUUCAAAAGACUGACAUGAUAGAUGAAGAGCGAUAUGACAUUUAAGUCAAAGUGGGCAAAAAUGACAAAGAGAUUGCAGAGCUGUCCCAUAAAAUCUCCAAACUCAAAGGGAAGAUGAAGAGACCUGCCCUGAAGAGGGUAAAGAUUUCAGCUGAUGCUAUGCUUGGUGCUCUUCUGGGAGCCAAAGUCAGGGAGUCUGUGGACUUUAAGGCCAACCUCAAAACAGUCAAGAAAGAGGAAGAAAAGAAAGAGGAGGUAACUGAUUGGCGUAAAAAUGUGGAGGCCAUGUCUGGUAUGGAGGGCAGAAAGAAACUGUUCGCCGCUUGACAAUAAAACCUGUACUGCUAUGUUUCAGCAUCGUAAUAAAUAAAAAGAGCAAAUCAACACUGAUGUUAAUCACUUCUGUGAUCAUUUAUUCACAUGGCUGUAUAAAUUGACUCGAUUGUCAAUAUUUAUAGUUAAAAUGUGAUCAUGUAAACA
This is a messenger RNA of Tachysurus fulvidraco (yellow catfish), 690 nucleotides long. Its product is annotated as troponin I, slow skeletal muscle-like. Lineage: Eukaryota; Metazoa; Chordata; Actinopteri; Siluriformes; Bagridae. The transcript has 7 exons. Gene Ontology annotation, biological process: muscle contraction. Gene Ontology annotation, cellular component: troponin complex. The record is from RefSeq and is a predicted model, not a curated record.